AUGUGUUCAGCUGAAGGCGGGAAGAAGAAGAGGAAGAAGAGGGCAACGCGGCCGAAGCUCACGCCGGACCUGCUCCUCUCCGACGCCGGCCUAGGCUUCGUCCUCUGCUACUUCCCCAAGGCCUUCAAGCCACGCGCCCGCCCCGGCCACGAGGUGGAGGACCUUGGCAAUCUGAUCAAGAUUUAUGCUGAAUGGCAAUCCCACUUGAUCCGUUAUUACUCCUUUCAGCAGUUUGUGCGGAAAGUUGAGAAAGUUGGGGCCGGUAACCGCGUUAGAGUAAGCUACUUUCUUCUUUUCAGCGUUUUCCUGCCAUGCUGUUACAGACAAGUUGAGCAGUCCUCGGAGUAUAUGGUCAACUUAACUUGUGUACUGUAAUUUAUUUUAUCUCUUUUAGGGUGGUUAGCUUAAGUUUAUAUGUAUUUUGUCCGGCUAGAUAGGAUGCUUGAAAUAGAAUUAGU
This is a messenger RNA of Brachypodium distachyon (stiff brome), 458 nucleotides long. RefSeq lists its product as uncharacterized. The transcript is spliced from 3 exons. Gene Ontology annotation, molecular function: DNA binding. The coding region runs from base 1 to 375 and encodes 124 amino acids. Gene Ontology annotation, cellular component: nucleus; replication fork protection complex. The record is from RefSeq and is a predicted model, not a curated record. Gene Ontology annotation, biological process: replication fork arrest; DNA replication checkpoint signaling; replication fork processing. NCBI's taxonomy places the organism in Eukaryota, Viridiplantae, Streptophyta, Magnoliopsida, Poales, Poaceae.